AUGGCUUUUACUCUAGGACAUGCAGUUUCUCAUAUAUUCAUCUUUUUAUGUUUGCUUUCAAUAUUCCCAGGGACCCCUUCCUUAUGCUUUAAACCCAAAAAACUUGUUAACGUUACUUCCAACUUCUCAUCUGAUUCAGAUUGGGCAUCUACCAUGGCUACUUGGUAUGGACCUCCGGAAGGUUAUGGAAGUGAUGGUGGGGCUUGUGGAUAUGGAAAAGCCGUUGGCCAACCUCCAUACAAUUCAAUGAUAUCAGCCGGAAACCCUGUCAUCUACCAAUCAGGAAAAGGCUGUGGUUCAUGUUAUCAGGUCUAA
This is a messenger RNA of Lathyrus sativus (Indian pea), 315 nucleotides long. Lineage: Eukaryota; Viridiplantae; Streptophyta; Magnoliopsida; Fabales; Fabaceae. The record is from the annotation of a GenBank genome assembly.